AUGGACCAAGAAACAGCUAAAAAACUUUUAGUUGAAGGUGGAACUUUUGUCUUUUUGGGUGUUCCUCAGGAAACUCAAUUCGGAAUUGAUAUGCAAUGUUGGAAUACAGAUGACGAUUUUCGCGGAAUUAAAAUGAUUCCUCCAGGAUUACAUUAUAUUCAUUAUUCUGGAGUUAGUAAAGGUACAGGUGAUGUAUCUCCACGGUCUGGUUUCAUGCACUUUUUUCACAAAAAAGAGUUUUUAGUCAAAAUGUGGGACAAAAAUACUGAGGACAUGAGCAAAGAGGAAAUAACAGACGAAAGUAUACAGCGUCUUAAAGAUAACCUGUUUAAUUUGGACAGGCACCUUGGACCAUAUCCUUAUGAGAUAUGGCAGAAAUGGAAACUGCUGACAUCACAAAUUACAGCUGAACUUGCAACAAAACUGUCACCAGAAAAUGGUAUCAUUAGAGCAUCUGUUGAACUUCUAUCAACAUCUGAUGAAGACAGGCCACGAGGAAUCAAAUCUUCAUCAAGUUCUAUGGAAAGUCAGAGAAGUACAGAAGAAUCAUUUACAAAAGAGACCAGCGAAGAAACAGAAGAAUCUGCUGGACAGUCAGAUGCUAAAAGAGCUAAAAGGAUAACACGAGAGGAAAGAGAGGAUGCAAUGUUGCCAGAUUUAAAACCUGCACCUGGCAUGUCAAUGCGUUUCACAGAAAUCCCACGCGACAAGUACCCGCCGGGUUCCACACCAGAAGAAAUCACAAAACAUUAUUUAGACCAGUCUUAUUCCCUAGAGCUGAUGAUCGCACAACAUGAUGAACCACUCCAUAUAAUUGGCGAGCUGCAAUUCGCUUACUUGUGCUUCCUUAUUGGACAUUCCCUAGAAGCAUUCGAACAUUGGAAGAAUCUUGUCAUUCUCAUGUGUUCAUGCGAUGACGCGAUACACAAAUACCGCAGCGUUUUCUUCCAUUUCAUUAGAACAAUCGAAGUACAAAUUGAGGAAAUGCCAGAAGAUUUCUUAGCUGAUAUUGUUAUGAACAAAAACUUAGUUUAUAAGAAGCUUCGAGAAUUUUUCCGUACAGCAUAUGUUAGCAAGGUUGAUGGACGCCUUCUGACGAUGAUUGAGAGAUUCAAAGAAAAUCUGACGGACAAACUUCAAUGGGAUUUCACAGGCUUAGAUGCUGAUGAAGAAGACGAGAGGCCAGUUAUAGUAAAGAUAGAUGAAGCGGAAUAG
Messenger RNA from Arctia plantaginis, 1215 nucleotides. NCBI's taxonomy places the organism in Eukaryota, Metazoa, Arthropoda, Insecta, Lepidoptera, Erebidae. The record is from the annotation of a GenBank genome assembly.